CAUGAUACUUAGUUUCACUUUUGGUGUUUUGAUCAUGUUUAUGUCCACGAGUGAGGAUCUUGUGACCAUUCAAAUGUUUCAAAUUCCCCAACCAAACAUCUCUGAUCUUCUGCUUUCUUGUAGCCGCUUAAAAGCAACAUCACCCAACAUCCUAGUCUUCUGCAUCCCUUUCAGUUAUUGAAGACAGAAAUGUAAGUAUCCGCUUGUCUCCUGUGAAAAGACUAUUUCAGAUAUGUCAUGAGAAGUUUUUGAGAAAUAAAAUUUGAGCAUCUUAGUUGAGAUGGUACACUUUAGGUAACUUUUAGGACUUAGGCAAACAGGAUAUAUCAACAUCCCUUCAAAGAGUAUAAAGGAACCUUCAGCGCAAAAGUCUAACGUUUCAUCCUGUCGAUUCUCAUAUAGCACUAGACCAAAAACAAAGUUACGAUGAAUGAUUCAAACACCUCUCAUUAUAUGGAGACUAUCAGUGAGUUCAGUGAAUUCUACAGUGAACUCUACGAUGAGUUAAACUAUACAGAAUACCAGAAUGACACUGUCUUUGUUCUGGAUGAGAAGACGCUGCUCUGCUCCUCCAUCGCUAUGGGGAAAGCCAUCAACAUUUCAUUCUGUGUCUUCUACAUGCUCAUCUUUCUGAUGGCUGUUCCUGGGAAUCUGAUCGUCGGCUGGGUCAUCGGCUCCAACAGACGCUCGCUUUCUGCUUCGGAUAUUUACCUAUUCAACCUGAUGCUGGCCGACACAUUACUGGCUCUUAUUCUGCCCUUUUCUGCGAUUUCCGUGAUCCACGGUUGGGUGUUUGGUGAUGUUUUAUGCAAGUUGGUUAGCCUGGUGAAGGAAGUGAACUUCUACACCAGCAUCUUGUUUUUGGUGUGCAUCAGCGUGGAUCGCUACUUGGUCAUCGUACGGGCUAUGGAGUCCAGGAAGGCUCAGAGGUUACUGUGCAGCUGGGUUGUCUGUGGAUUGGUGUGGUUUUUGGGAAGUGUGCUGUCCUUGCCAUCAUUCUACAACGAGGCAUUUCACAACGAAUUUUCUAAUCAGACUAUUUGUGCAGAGCGCUUCGAGACGGAUCAUGCUGAUGAGUGGCGACUGGCCACACGUAUCAUGAGGCAUCUGCUUGGUUUCCUUCUCCCUCUGUUGGUCAUGUUGAUCUGUUACAGCGUGACGGUGGUGCGGCUCUUGCGUACACGCGGUUUCCAGAAGCACAGAGCCAUGAAGGUGAUAGUAGCUGUGGUCAUGGCUUUUCUUCUGUGCUGGACCCCCUUCCAUGUUUCUACGAUAGUUGACACCCUCCUCAGGGCCAAAGUGGUUCAAUUCAGCUGUUUGACACGGACAUCGGUGGACAUCGCUAUGUUCGCAACACAAAACCUUGGCCUUCUGCAUUGCUGUGUGAACCCGGUGCUGUACGCCUUUGUGGGAGAGAAGUUCAGAAGAAGGUUUCUGCAAAUGCUCUAUAGAAAAGGAGUUCUGGAUCGGUUCUCCGUCUCCAGAUCUAGUAGGUCCUCUUCUCUGACCUCAGAAGUCACUUCCAGCUUCCUGUGAGCUAUACUGCCUAGCAAUGGACAUCACUGUAUGUGGAUUGCAAGACACUUAGUGCACCUUUCUUUGUUUGCUUGAAAUACAACAACACUUUGUUGUAGGGCAGGGGUGUCCAAUUAUGUUCCUGAGGGCCACUGUCGGGCAGCCCUAAUUCAAAACAUCUGAACCACAUAAUCAAGGUCUUCAGGAUUACUAGAAAUUUCCAGGCAGUUUUUUGUUGGAACUAAACUCUAAUAAACUCUGCAGGAAAGUUGCCCUCCAGGAGCAGGAUUGGAAACCCCUUUUCUAGAUGCUAAUUAGCUAAUUACAUGAUGCGUUGGCUCCCUCUAUUGGACAGAAAGAGCGAAAUCCAUGAUAGGGUGAGAAGAAAAUGUGUGCUGCAGUGGUGACAUAUUUUUGUUGGGCAACUUGGAUGCUAGCAUCGGCAAAAACCCAAUAGGAUUUUUCCAUUGGGCUGUUUACAGAAAAUAAGCUCUGUGAUCAACAAAAAUAUGAUUCUUACACGUUUUGUACAUCAUGAUAAUCUUCACAAAUUAGCUCAGCUGUUAUGAAUUUUGAAGCCUAAAUACAAUCAGCAGAAGUAAAAAGCUAAAGUUAGGCUAUAAAUGAACUACACUAUGUUCACAUGACUUCAACGCCACCAACAUUCAGUUUCCGGCAACUCUUUAAAGUUUCUUCGAAAGUUUGAAUUAGAAUAGUUUGUGAGAACUAUAAACACAAUGAAGCUGUGAAAGUAGACUAGUGAGUUGACGAGUUUUCAUGUCAGGCAUGAUGAUAUUUAAUAUCCCCGACAAUCUCUACAGUCCCAUUGAGCCACUUGUUAGCAACCGCCUUUUUCAAGACAAGUAAAGGCUUUAAAAAAAUCACAAGUUGACUGAUUUUAGGUCAUAGAGUAAAACAUGAAAAUAUCUUGAGCUUGUGUUUAUUUCAGACCUUAUUUCAGGCUUUUAACCAAAAACACAUAAAAAAAGAACAUUGACUUUGGGUCAAUGGAACCAGAAGUGCUAAAAUGCAACUCAUUUCCACGUUUUGGCCUUCAAAAUUAAUAGUCAUUCCUGCAGCACUUUAUUGUUUGACUGAGCUUCAAAAUGUUUAAGAAUCAUAUACGGAUCAUAAUUGCUCAUACGGUGGGUUAAUGAUCUGAAUAAAACCUAAAUCUAAAGGUGCAGUCAAAUGUUGCAGGCAAAAAAGGUCUAUUGUCAACAGCUUAGAGAUGUAUGACUCACAACUCAUGCAGAAGUCAAGUCACUUUCAAACCAAGCAAUUUUCUGUUGGUCAACUUGGAAAAUUUGUGUGAACAAAUAUGACCCUUUGCGAAAAAUCUCUUGCGAAAUCUUUUACCCUCACACAAAAUUUCCAAUCGCAUAUUCCUAUUGAAACUACUGUAUUUUGUCUAAGAAAUUUCACUGAACAAUGAUAAAUGUGACUGCGCCUUAAGUAUUCCACAUUGGCAUGCAAGUUGUGCAUUACAGGCUAGAAUAAAACCUCAACUAACCUUUUUGAUAAAAGGGACUGGUACUUUUCAGAGUUUUUGCAAUUUUUGCCUGGCGGAUGAUAACGCAAGUGAAGAAACCCAUAGACUUACAUUGAAGGAUGGACCCCGAACCACCUGAGAAACCACAAUAUCAUAAAGACUCUUUUGAUGAACUCUUUUAACUUGACUUGCAAAUAAACAAAUAUGCUAUUGCAUAAUGCUUGGCCAUGGGUUGGAGAGAGUUUGAAGUUAGCAAAACCCCUUUCAACACAACACGCUUGCUCAAGAGCUUGUCAUGGUCAUUUUACGGUCAAUGCAGCUGGUCUGUACAGUAUGUGGUCAGUAAGCAAGAUGUUUUUUUUCUAUUUAUGAGAUUAUAGUCUGAAAUGCACUUAAUUAAAAUGCAUUAUACUUCUUUUCAAAAUGCAUUAUACUGUACUGUUUUCCUCUAUACUCUAUGAAAGUUACAAUUCUUCAUUUCAUUCAGGGCGUUCUGGAGAGGGACAUUAUAUUAUUGUACUCAUGAAGUGUCUAUGGUGGAAUGCUUUAUCAGCCUUAAAUGAAUGCAAUGACAGCAAAACCUCUCCAGGACUUAAAAUUGAUGUACUGUUUGAUUUUUCAUGCUUGUUUAAAAAAAUAAAAAUGUUAUGAACA
Molecule: messenger RNA, 3661 nt
Organism: Megalobrama amblycephala (Wuchang bream)
Lineage: Eukaryota; Metazoa; Chordata; Actinopteri; Cypriniformes; Xenocyprididae
Gene: cxcr1
Product: C-X-C chemokine receptor type 1
Exons: 2
Coding region: 427-1536 (369 amino acids)
Biological process (GO): G protein-coupled receptor signaling pathway; neutrophil chemotaxis; immune response
Cellular component (GO): membrane
Molecular function (GO): C-X-C chemokine receptor activity
Source: RefSeq, a predicted model, not a curated record